This is a messenger RNA of Candidula unifasciata, 1182 nucleotides long. NCBI's taxonomy places the organism in Eukaryota, Metazoa, Mollusca, Gastropoda, Stylommatophora, Geomitridae. The record is from the annotation of a GenBank genome assembly.
AUGGCGACCACCUUGAGAGGUUGUGUAUUUGGCCUUCUCAAAAAUGCUGUUCCUCAGCAGAUCUGCAAAGAGCGUUGCACCCCUUGUGUUGGGGUUGGCACUGUUGCUAGGCAGCUUCAUCAAGGACACACGGUACAGCAGGCAGCGAUAGCAGAGCCAGUGUCACGUCCAGCUGGCCAGCAUGUAGUCACACUGAUCCCCGGGGAUGGAGUUGGGCCGGAACUGAUGGCAGGAGUCAGGGAAGUGUUCAAAGCAGCUGGUGUGCCUGUGAAGUUUGAGGAACUGUUUAUCAGCGAAGUGGCGCCCAACAACAGUGCUGAUCUUAACACUGUAGUGGAGUCAUUCAUGCGUAACAAGGUUGGCUUGAAAGGAAUCCUAACAUCACCUACUACUUUCAAAGGUGGCAUUCUGCAGACCUUGAACAUGAAACUCAGACGUCAGCUGGAUCUGUUUGCUAAUGUAGUGUGGGUGAGAAGCCUGCCAGGUUUCCCAACAAGACACAACAAUGUUGACUUUGUGAUUAUCCGUGAACAGAUGGAAGGGGAAUACAGUGCUCUGGAACAUGAGAGCGUGCCGGGUGUAGUAGAAUGCUUGAAGAUUGUGACGAGAGACAACUCCAUGCGUAUUGCCAAAUUUGCUUUCGAUUACGCAAUGAGACAUGGCCGUAAAAAAGUGACUGCAGUUCAUAAAGCCAACAUUAUGAAAUUAGGUGAUGGUUUGUUCUUGCAAUGUUGUGACGAAGUCUCCAAGCUAUACCCAAAGAUCAAAUAUGAGUCAAUGAUCAUCGAUAACUGUUGCAUGCAGCUGGUAUCCAAUCCCUACCAGUUUGAUGUGAUGGUGAUGCCAAACCUGUACGGAAAUAUUGUGGACAACCUGGCCGCUGGCCUUGUUGGCGGUGCUGGUGUGGUACCUGGCGAGAGCUACAGUGCCAGUGUAGCGGUUUUUGAGCAGGGUGCUCGUCAUGCUUUCGCUGAAGCCGUUGGUAAAAAUAUAGCCAAUCCUACGGCUACAUUACUGAGUGCUUGCAACAUGCUGAAGCACCUGCAUCUGGAAUAUCACGCAACGGUGAUAGAUAAUGCAAUCAUCAAAGUUAUCAAAGGAGGAAAGGUGAAGACACAAGACAUGGGUGGUUACUCAGGCACCUCAGACUUCAUCAAUGCAGUGGUUCACAACCUGCAAUGA